Sarcophilus harrisii (Tasmanian devil) is the source of this 3482-nucleotide messenger RNA. RefSeq names its product von Willebrand factor A domain containing 7 (gene VWA7). The transcript has 17 exons. NCBI's taxonomy places the organism in Eukaryota, Metazoa, Chordata, Mammalia, Dasyuromorphia, Dasyuridae. The record is from RefSeq and is a predicted model, not a curated record. The coding region runs from base 538 to 3171 and encodes 877 amino acids.
CCAUCCGAUAAUCUAAUUCCUUAGAGAGGGAGGGGUACUGUUUAAGGUUGAAAGUCUGAUAUCUGGGGAACUCAAGGGGAACUGGAUGCUUUUGUUCCUGGAGAAUACUGAGGACUAGGGGCAAGGUAUUACCCCAGAGCUGAGGAACUAGAAAUUUGGGUCCUCUCUGUGGGGAAAGGGAGCAAAAAGGAUACAACUUAGUCUAGCCCUGGCUGGGCUCCAGCCCCUGACUCAUGCACUUUCAUUGGCACGUUUCAUCUCUGCAAUGCAGUGGGAUAGAUCAAGUAAGGGCAGCUCUAUAUCUCCCAUUCUACAUAUAGUCCCCUUGUUAGGGCUUCUUUGGAUUUUGGGGCCAAUGCAAUUGGGAACACUCUUAAGUCCUGUCUUUGAUCCCUGGUUUGCCUCACCCACAACUUACACCUUGCCCUGGGUUAAAUAUAACUCUGAUCUAAAGUCAGGGACAAGGAUACCAUUGCUUGCCUAGCCUAACGACCCUAUCCUGGAGGAAAUCCCAGGGACCAGAUCCAUGUCUUAGCCAUGAACCCUCUGUCUCACUGCUACCUGGGUUCCCUACUCCUGCUGAUAACAUGGCUUUUCCCAGCAUCUGGCUUCUUUCCCAAUAUCUGGAGCCUGGUAGCUGCCCCCAGUUCCAUCACCCAUCAGGACCUGACAGAGGAAGCUGUUCUUAAUGUUACUUUACAGCUCUUCCUGGAACGGCCACCCUCUGGCAGGAGUCCGCUCCACCUAGAGGACUUUCAGGGCCAAACACUGCUGGCUGAUGACCUCUUUGGUGCUUACUUUGGGCUUGGGACCCCAACCCGCCACUUCAGAGCAGCCCUUGGUGAGGUGGCUCGUGCCAAUGCAGCCCAGGACUUCCUUUCAGUAACCAAGCAUAACCCUGAGCUUCACUUUGAUGCAGAACAGCUAGUUGGGAGUCGGGCCCGCCUUUUGGGGAGCCUUCAGGAAGCCCUCAGUGCUGCUCGUGCCCUGGAAUAUGCUCUGGCUCGCCAACGCCUGGGAGCCAUGCUACAUACUUUACAGGAUUUCUACAGUCACAGCAACUGGGUAGAGCUGGGAAAGCAGCAGCCCCACCCUGAUCUUCUGUGGCCAGGAAGGAAGCUCAAGAACUUGGCACAGGUUGGGGACCUGAUGUGCUCUGACUGUGAAGAGCUGAGCUGCCCUGGAAAUUUGCUGAAUUCCAUAUUCCUUACCUCUGGCUAUUUUGGGGCAAAGCCUCCCAAACCUCCAGGGAAAUGUAGCCAUGGGGGCCAUUUUGACCAGGGCAGCCAUGAUAUACCCCGAGGGGGCAUCAACAAGGACAGCACAUCUCCAAUGUUCUCACCACACCAUGCUUUGCACCCUCAAGCUGCCCAGCUUGCUUUUCAGGCCUCAAUUCAAGCCCUAAAUCUACUCCGAGACCGCUUAGGGGAUACAGGAUUUUCCAGGCUCCUGCAAAUCUCUCCAGCCUCAGGCCUGAGUUUUGUCCUGGACACUACAGGCAGUAUGAGGGAAGAAAUUAAUGCAGCCAAAAUGCAGGCUCGGAAGAUCAUUGAUCAACAUCGUGGUGGUCCCAUGGAGCCUACCCACUACAUUCUUGUGCCUUUCCAUGAUCCUGGAUUUGGACCUGUCCUUAAGACCAGUGACCCUGAUGCUUUCUGGAAACAUCUUAAUGAGAUCCAUGCAUUGGGGGGUGGAGAUGAGCCUGAGAUGUGUCUGUCAGCCCUGGAGCUGGCCUUGCUCCAUACACCCCAGUUCUCAGAUAUCUUUGUCUUCACUGAUGCUUCCCCCAAGGAUGUUCAUCUCACUAGGCGUAUAGAGGCCCUGAGCCAGAAGCAGCAUUGCAAGGUGACAUUCUUGGUGACAGAGGACCCAUCAAGGCGGAUUAGAAGGGAGGUCCUUUUUCCAAAACGGUUUGAGCCAUAUGAGGCAAUAGCCAGGGCUUCAGGAGGAGAAGUCAUUUUUACCAAGGACAAGCAUAUUCAGAAUGUGGCAAGUGUGAUGGGGGAAAGCAUGAUGGAUAUGGUGACCUUAGCCCUUGUGCCUCCUGUCCUACCCUGUAAGGAACCUCUCGUAUUCCAUGUGGACAAGCUACUCCAUGGAGUCAUCAUCCAUCUCCAUGGAGAGAUAAGCACCUUCAGGAUCUCAGACCCCUCAGGUAUUUCUCAGGAUAUAUAUCAGGAUCAGGGGCCUCUGGGUCAUAUUCAGUGUUUUGGUCAGUUUUGGACAGUCAGCCUAAAAGACCCUCCUCAGGUUGGGGCCUGGCUGAUAGCCAUCACAGCACAGGGGACACCUGCAGUAAGAGUGAAAGCUAAGACUUCCCUGGAUUUCCUCUUCUCUUUUGGGAUUCCUAUUGAGAAUGGACCCCAUCCUGGCCUUUAUCCUCUAAGCCAACCAGUUACAGGUCUCCACACUCUGCUUCUAGUUGAAGUGAUGGGACUGGUUUCUGGCAUUCUUGAGAUGAAUCAUUUUUACAUUAUCCUUCGGGGCAGCUCCAAGGGUGAGGAGUUGGGCCAUGUGGCCUUGGAGCCCACUGGAAUCCCCAAACGGGGACUUUUCACUGCCCUCCUGGACCCUAAGCUUCUCCUCAUCCAAAGACCUUUCUUCCUGGAAUUGAUUGGCCAGGAUGAUAGGGGAUCCAGUCUUCAGAGAGUAGCCUCUCAACCUUGCAUUGUGGUUCCUGUCCUUCUUGAGCUCAGUGGUCCUUCUAAUUCUCUUAGCCCUGGCCACCAAGCUCUGCUUAGCUUCCGAAUCUCUAGCUUCUCAGGACCCUGGGAUCUCAUCAUUACAGCUUCUGUCAGGCCCAGCUUUCCCUUCACCUCCAACCUCUCUAGGGUUCACCUGGAGAAGAAUGAAUCUGUCUGGGGGCAAAUCUGGUUACAGGUUCCAGACUCAGCCACGCUGGACUCAUUAGUGACAGUGAUAGUGACAGCAGAAACCAUGUCCAACAACCCUUCCCCCUCUGCACAUGCUUUUCUUCAGCUCUUUGUGCAGUCCUUCUCCCAACAGGAGCAGCUGGAUGAUCCUGGCCCCUCCUCAAGACCAAGUCACAAUACAGCUGGACCAGAGCUGUACACUUCUACUCUGGAGCCACAAAGGGAUGGGGCUGCGGGAACCAUUAGAGCUGAGCCUUGGUGGAAGUUGCUGCUGAUGCUUAGCAUAGCAACCUGGUGAUAACCUUCCUGCCCACAUCCCCAAACAUGGUGCUGGGUAGAAAAGGGAGGCUGUGUCUAUGACCCUGUCCAGAUCUUAUUAGUGUGGGGCUCUGACCCUGCCCCUUCUCUACCUCCCAGAAGUUGGGGUUUCUCCUUCAAUUCAUGGCAUUCAUUUUGUUUUCUUUCAGUUAAAAGCAUUGGUGUGGAAGAGGUCAGGGGAGAGAAAAAUUUUCCUAUAAUGCAUUAUUUUGUCCUCUUUCCUUAUAAGCUUUUUUGGGAAUCAAAGAAAAGACUUGUUUUUGGAGAAAAUUAGUUUUGUUGCCUUAACCC